GUCAAGUACGAUACUUGGAUAAUCUAUAUUUCUAAUAAAACCCUGUUACACCUAAAAAAAAAAAAAAAGAUUAGCACAUGCUUGUUAAUUACCCACGUUGGCCAGGAAUUGUUUUUGCAUGGUUGGGAGUAAUGAGCUGUAACGGUGGGUUGGCUAUCAAAGAUGGGAAUGGUCCAGAGGCAUGUGACACUGUGACAGGAAGGGGGAAGAUACCGGCGCGGAGGCAGUCCGGGCGUGAGGUACAAUGCAGGGAUGCACAUGCAAGCUCAUGCACGCUUGGACCAUAGCCUAUAUGUGUGGAUUUACUGCCAUUAUUGUUCGUGGUCCUUCUAAUUUAAUGUAGUAACCAUCUAAGUUUUUGUUUUUCUUUCGUUUUUCUUCAGGACCAUUUUCCAUUAUAACAAUUAAAUGCUCCAUUAGAAU
Messenger RNA from Rubroshorea leprosula, 423 nucleotides. The record is from the annotation of a GenBank genome assembly. Lineage: Eukaryota; Viridiplantae; Streptophyta; Magnoliopsida; Malvales; Dipterocarpaceae.